CUGAGAGGUUCCAGGGCCUCCUUCAGCAAACGGGGGGUGCAGAAGGAGACAGCAGCUUGGAAACAAGCCCCAGGGGUUGGGACAAGCUGAGCACGUCCACCCCCCCAGCACUGGUCUCAAGCAGGGUGGAGAAUAACAGCCUGUGUUGUGUCCCUGUUGCCCAGGGUCUCCCUUGACUGAAUUAAAUGGCCUGUCCUCCAGCUGUAGGGCCAGGAAGGCCUGGGUGUUGCUGGAGAGAGCCUGAGUCCCGGCGUGUAUAAACUCCCUUCCUCUCCACUCCCCAACCGCACCCCUCAGGUUUCUUUUGGGACAGGAAGCCCCUGCCUAGGGUAAGGGAGUGGUGAUGGUCCGUUAGGACCUGCGCCUGAGAAGCAGGCCUCUCCCAGGUAGACGAAAUUUUAUUCAAAUACAGACUGGUGUCUGAGCUCGUUCUGGGGAAUCCAUGGAGUGGGGAGGACCUGGGCCAGGCUCUGCCUUACUCUCUGGGGUACCAGGCUGCUGCUAGGACUCCCCACCUGCCACUGGACCCCCAGGCUCAGAGGCCCAGCUUCUGCCCGCAGGCUCACCCUGUGCCCUGGCACCAACCCCACCCCCCCUCUACCUCCCCCACCCUCCUGUGUCCCUGUCCCAGGCCCUGGGGAGUGCUGGCCCAGGCUGCCCUCCUCCGGCCAUUCUUCCCCUGCCCCUCCUCCCUUCCGUUUCCGUGGCCUUGCGGGCAGGAGACAGUGGGCAGGGGGGCCGGCAGGCUGGAGGCUCCUGCCCGCCCCUUCCCCUCCACUGGCCCGCCCCAGGGCCUGGGCCAACUGAAACCACCGGAGGAGGAAGCAUCGAAUCAGGAACUGGCCGGUUGGCUGGGCCUGACUCGGUCCUAGGUGGCCCCCGGAGCAGCUGCCCCAGCAGUAACUCCUGCCAGAGGCCCAGGAGGCGGUGGGCAGUGGCCAGGCAGGCGGACACCAGACCAGGACUGCGCUAUGGGCUUCUCUUCGGAGCUGUGCAGCCCCCAGGGCCACGGGGCAGUGCAGCAAAUGCAGGAGGCCGAGCUCCGGCUGCUGGAGGGCAUGAGGAAGUGGAUGGCCCAGCGGGUCAAGAGUGACCGGGAAUACGCAGGGCUGCUGCACCACAUGUCCCUACAGGACAGUGGGAGCCAGAGCCGGGGCGGCCCCGACAGCCCCAUCAGCCAGUCCUGGGCAGAGAUCACCAGCCAGACGGAGGGCCUGAGCCGGUUGCUGAGGCAGCAUGCGGAAGAUCUGAACUCGGGGCCCCUGAGCAAGCUGAGCCUGCUGAUCCGGGAGCGGCAGCAACUGCGCAAGACCUACAGCGAGCAGUGGCAACAGCUGCAGCAAGAGCUCACCAAGACCCACAGCCAGGACAUUGAGAAGCUGAAGAGCCAGUACCGAUCCCUGGCACGGGACAGUGCCCAGGCCAGGCGCAAAUACCAGGAGGCCAGCAAAGACAAGGACCGCGACAAGGCGAAGGACAAGUACGUACGCAGCCUGUGGAAGCUCUUUGCUCACCAUAACCGCUACGUGCUCAGUGUGCGGGCCGCACAACUGCACCACCAGCACCACCACCAGCUUAUGCUGCCGGGCCUGCUCCAGUCGCUGCAGGACCUGCACCAGGAGAUGGCAUACAUCCUGAAGGAGAUCCUGCGGGAAUACCUGGAGAUUAGCAGCCUGGUGCAGGACGAGGUGGUGGCCAUUCACCGGGAGAUGGCUGCAGCCGCCGCUCGCAUCCAACCCGAAGCCGAGUACCAGGGCUUCCUGCAGCAGUAUGGGUCCACUCCUGAUGUCCCACCCUGCGUCACCUUUGACGAGUCACUGCUUGAGGAGGGUGAACCCCUGGAACCCGGGGAGCUGCAGUUGAACGAGCUGACGGUGGAGAGCGUGCAGCACACGCUGACCUCAGUGACAGAUGAACUGGCUGCGGUCACCGCAGUGGUGUUCAGCCGGCAGGAGGUGGUCACCCAGCUGCAGCGCGAGCUGCGGAAUGAGGAACAGAACAUCCACCCCCGGCAGCGGGUUUACCUGCUGGGCAAGAGGCAGGUAUUGCAGGAGGAGCUCCAGGGGCUGCAGGUGGCACUGUGCAGCCAGGCCAAGCUGGAGGCCCAGCAGGAUCUUUUGCAGGCCAAGCUGGAGCAGCUGGGCCCCGGGGAUCCCCCGCCUGUGCCGCUCCUACAGGACGACCGCCACUCUACCUCCUCCUCGGAGCAGGAGCGGGAAGGGGUACGGACGCCUACCCUGGAGCUCCUGAAGAGCCACAUCUCAGGAAUCUUUCGCCCCAAGUUUUCGCUGCCCCCACCGCUGCAGCUCGUGCCAGAGGUGCAGAAGCCACUGCAUGAGCAGCUGUGGUACCACGGAGCCAUCCCACGGACAGAAGUGGCUGAGCUGCUGACGCAAUCCGGGGACUUCCUGGUGCGGGAGAGCCAGGGCAAGCAGGAGUAUGUGCUGUCUGUGAUGUGGGAUGGCCAGCCCCGGCACUUCAUCAUCCAGUCUGCUGACAACCUGUACCGACUGGAAGGUGAUGGUUUUCCCAGCGUCCCCUUGCUCAUUGACCACCUGCUGCAGUCCCAGCAGCCCCUCACCAAGAAGAGCGGUAUUGUCCUGAACAGAGCUGUGCCCAAGGACAAGUGGGCCCUGAACCACGAAGACCUGGUGUUGGGUGAGCAGAUUGGGCGGGGGAACUUUGGAGAAGUGUUCAGUGGACGCCUGCGAGCUGACAACACCCUGGUGGCCGUGAAAUCGUGCAGAGAGACACUCCCUCCUGACCUCAAGGCCAAGUUUCUGCAGGAAGCGAGGAUCCUGAAGCAGUACAGCCAUCCCAACAUCGUGCGUCUGAUUGGUGUCUGCACCCAGAAGCAACCUAUCUACAUCGUCAUGGAGCUCGUGCAGGGGGGCGACUUCCUGACCUUCCUGCGGACAGAGGGCGCCCGCCUACGGAUGAAGACUCUGCUGCAGAUGGUAGGGGAUGCGGCUGCAGGCAUGGAGUACUUGGAGAGCAAGUGCUGCAUCCACCGGGACCUUGCUGCUCGGAACUGCCUGGUCACAGAGAAGAAUGUCUUGAAGAUCAGUGACUUUGGGAUGUCGCGGGAGGAAGAGGAUGGGAUCUAUGCCGCCUCAGGGGGCCUCAGACAAGUCCCCGUGAAGUGGACUGCACCCGAGGCUCUGAACUACGGCCGCUAUUCGUCCGAGAGCGAUGUGUGGAGCUUUGGCAUCUUGCUCUGGGAGGCCUUCAGCCUGGGGGCCUCCCCCUACCCCAACCUCAGCAAUCAGCAGACUCGGGAGUUCGUAGAAAAAGGGGGCCGCCUGCCCUGCCCCGAGCUGUGCCCUGACGCUGUGUUCAGGCUCAUGGAGCAGUGCUGGGCCUACGAGCCCAGUCAGCGACCCAGCUUCAGCACCAUCUACCAGGAGCUGCAGACCAUCCGAAAGCGGCAUCGGUGAGGCUCGGCCCGCUUCUCAAGCCAGUGGCUUCUGUUGGCAAGAUUAUACCUCCUCCCCAGCUCCAGCUCACACCGUGGGACAGCCCUUCCCAGUCCUGGACUCUGGCCGCCGGCAUCCAUGCUGCCAGGGGGGAUGCAGCUCCAUGUCUGCUGUGCGUCCCCAUUCCUGCCAGGGCCUCCUCUUCCGGGCAGAAGUAAUAAAACUACUUGUGGCCGUCAA
This is a messenger RNA of Rhinolophus ferrumequinum (greater horseshoe bat), 3656 nucleotides long. RefSeq names its product FES proto-oncogene, tyrosine kinase (gene FES). The record is from RefSeq and is a predicted model, not a curated record. Gene Ontology annotation, molecular function: non-membrane spanning protein tyrosine kinase activity; ATP binding. Gene Ontology annotation, biological process: regulation of mast cell degranulation; cell adhesion; chemotaxis. The transcript is spliced from 19 exons. Bases 972 to 3437 code for a protein of 821 amino acids. Lineage: Eukaryota; Metazoa; Chordata; Mammalia; Chiroptera; Rhinolophidae.